This is a messenger RNA of Homalodisca vitripennis (glassy-winged sharpshooter), 5670 nucleotides long. Its product is annotated as cationic amino acid transporter 4. Gene Ontology annotation, molecular function: amino acid transmembrane transporter activity. The transcript is spliced from 11 exons. The coding region runs from base 123 to 2027 and encodes 634 amino acids. Gene Ontology annotation, cellular component: plasma membrane. The record is from RefSeq and is a predicted model, not a curated record. Gene Ontology annotation, biological process: amino acid transport; transmembrane transport. Lineage: Eukaryota; Metazoa; Arthropoda; Insecta; Hemiptera; Cicadellidae.
GGGUCUUGCGCCGUGUUCGUAUCACAGCUUGUACCAGAGCACAACAUCUGCCUUGUGAACCCAGCCGACCAUUUAGAAAAUAUCUUAUUAGCCCCACAUCUGAAAUUAAUUCAUAAAGGAAAAUGCCAGGAACACGGCACAAAAUCCUGGGCCAUGUGUUUUCUGGCUUCUGCACCAAGAUGAACCGAACCAAGCAGUUGAGCUCUGCUGACGAGAAUAUGGAGACACCGUUGAAACGAUGCCUCAACACUUUUGACAUUACUUUGUUGGGUAUCGGUCACAUGGUGGGUGCCGGGAUCUACGUGCUGACAGGAACAGUCGCUCGGGAUCUGGCAGGUCCUGGGAUCGUCUUGUCUUUCCUACUGGCCGGGAUGACCUCCAUGUUGGCAGCACUGUGCUACGCAGAGUUCGGUACCCGGGUGCCCAAGGCUGGCUCGGCUUACGUCUACACUUACGUCAGUGUGGGCGAGUUCUGGGCUUUCGUCAUCGGCUGGAACAUCCUACUUGAGCAUAUGAUUGGUGCUGCGUCUGUGGCUCGAGCUUGGAGUGGUUACAUUGACUCUAUCCUGGGCGGAGUGAUCAGCAACUACACUGUCGAGUAUGUGGGCGAGCUGCACGAACAGCUGUUGGGGCGUUACCCAGACUUCCUUGCAUUUGCUGUCUGUCUCUCCUAUACUUGCGUUUUGGCCCUUGGAGUGAAGGGCUCUGCCAUGGUUAACAGUAUCCUCACACUUGUCAACCUGGCUGUCAUGGCACUUGUAGUCAUUGUUGGCUUCUACUAUGCUGAUCUGGACAACUGGACCUUGGAAGGUGGAGGUUUCCUGCCCUACGGACUCCCAGGGGUUGUGGCCGGUGCUGCCACAUGUUUCUACGCAUUUGUUGGUUUCGACAGCAUUGCCACUUCUGGGGAAGAGGCCAGAGACCCUGCCUUCUCUAUCCCUAUAGCCACCAUCAUAUCCAUGACUCUGGUUUGCUUUGGUUACAUCUUGGUAAGCGGAGCCCUGACCCUGAUGGUGCCCUACUGGGCCAUCAGCCCUACAGCAGCUCUGCCCGAGGUCUUCACAACCCUACAGCUGCCCUGGGCCAAGUACGCAGUGACUGUGGGAGCUCUCUGUGGUAUGACCACCACUCUGCUGGGCUCCUUGUUCGCCCUGCCUCGCUGCAUGUACGCCAUGGCUGCCGACGGGCUCAUCUUCUCCUUUCUUGGCAAGGUCAACAAGACUACACAAGUUCCUCUGAUCAACUUGGCAGUCUCGGGCUUGAGCAGCGCUCUGAUUGCUCUUUUCUUUGACUUGGAGAAACUCGUGGAGUUCAUGUCAAUCGGUACAUUGUUGGCCUACACCAUCGUCAGUGCUUCGGUGAUAAUCCUGAGGUACCGACCAGAGAUCACUCCUCUGCUCCGAGAGGACAGUUCACUUUCAGAAGCUGCCACUCCUACUUCGGGGGUGAUAGAGUUUGGAGUGGGUCCGGCCGGUAGACUCAAGCCGAACUACGCCUGGCUGGAGCCUGUCUGCGGGAAGUGUGAGCCAGGAGCUGCCGUCAGUGCCAGUGUGUUCCUGUUCUCUUGCUUCGGCACUGGUCUCUGUCUGCACCUCCACUGGGGCAGUGAGGACGCCCGCAACGGCACCUGGUGGUCUGUCCUCCUCACAGCCUUCUUCAUCGCGGUCCUUUGUGCCUGUUUGGUUAUAAUACAUGCCCACGAGCAGAACAAGAAUGGUCUGGGGUUCGCGGUGCCGCUGGUCCCAACGAUUCCUGCCAUCAGCAUCCUCUCCAACAUCCAACUGAUGGUGCACCUCAACACCCUCACCUGGAUGAGGUUCAUGAUCUGGAUGGCUUUUGGUCUGCUGGUGUACUUCCUCUACGGUAUCCAUCACAGCAAGGAGAACGACUCCGCCACAUCGUACUCUGUACUGCUGGGGUCCGGCUCGGGAGGCAAGAUGCGAUGGGGCUCCAUCGGUGCGCCAGGUACACGGCGUGCCAGCUCGGACACGCGGCCUAUCAUAGACGAAGAGGAGGUGGCGCAGUAGGAUGCUUGUGUCAUGUAUCGGUGUCAGUUACCUUAGGCUAGUCUCUCAGUUCUUCUGUGGAGGAUUGAUUGAGUAAACGUUCAUACACCUUCAUUUUCUGUACUAUGGCAUGUUCUCACUUGGCUAAUUUUCAUCUAUGCAUUAUGAAGUUGUUUUUAUUGGUUGGAAUCAGUACAUUUAAUACUAUAAAAGUAUGUAAAGGCAGAAUGUGUGAAGAAUUUAGAAGUACGAUUAAUGAAUUAAAAAAAAUAUUUAAAAAGUAAUAGACAUUGUUAAAGUUUUUAUGAGAUAAGAAUAAAGAAAUUUAUUAAUUACAAUAUCUGAUAAACAGUUAAAAUCAAAAUAUAAAAAACAUCAGUUCUUCCUAGAGAAAGAACCCCAAAAAAGCACACUUUGUAGUUUGUUAGUAAAGUGGUAUCUUUUCAUAACUUUGUUGUAUAUCUCAAAGUAGGACUCAUACCUCUGUGGAAGUUAAGUUUUUAGUACAAUGUUCUAAUAAAAUUAGCUAAGCCAUGUAUAAACUAAUCUCAAACUAACAACUAUUUACUUGAUUCAAACUAAAAGCGCACAACAAUCCCAUCUGUAUGAUAUGAUGAUACAGGAUAUAUUUUACCAUUUACAAUUUUAUAGUUUCUUUAUAAUUGUAUCAAUAGAAGGUGCACAAGUCCUGGACUCUAGAGAUCUCCGAGAUGUUGGAGUUGAGACUCUCUCCAUCUCACAUUUGCAUCAUAGUUAAAAUUUGGAUUGUUCUUGAAAUAAAACCAACAGUACCAAUUUCUUGACUAAAUGAAUAAAUACUACUAUAUAUAUUUGCUCAGCAAUGCCAACUUACUGUAAUGAAGAUAUUUAAAAGUUGUUAGAAGUCCAAAAGUUGGCGUCAAAUAUUAUUAUUGUAUUUCAUUAGAUUUCUAUCAAAUAAAAAUUAGUUCAUCAACCAAUAAGUUCUUUACUAGUCUACUUAAUAAUUUACUGCUGAAUUUUUAAAUAAAUAAUAUUGCUUACAUCUUUUUGUAUUUUAUAUUAUAGUUUUAUUUUUUUAUGAAAAGGACAGUUUGAAUGUUCAAUAAAUCCCAAAAUUAAUUAAUUUAUAAAUUGGAAAUUUAAAUAAUCAUUUUAGCAUAAAAUUUUGAUUGGCCAUUUCUUGCGAAGAACUAUAUGAUUUUAAAUAAAAAAACUGGUUUUUUCCAUUUCAUGCAAAUGUUAAAAGGUGUUGCACCGAGUAGUGAAACUCUGAGAUACAAUUGUGUGCAAUGACUUCCUGGCUUAUUUCAAUCAAGACACAACACAGAAGAAAAAAAUUAACAUUUAUAAUUUCUUCAUCGACUAAUUGAACUUACUUUGUUUUUUCCCUAGCUGAAAUAAAUCAAUCCUCCAUGGAAACAGUUCCUACAUGUUAUUACAGUAGUUGCACAAUUUGAACCACCUGUUUAGUGAUUAUUUUUAUAAAUUUCACUAAAAAAAUAAAUACCUAGUGUAUUACUUGUCUCGCUUUAAGUUUCACAACAAUCUAGUCACUUGUUGGCUGUGAUUUAUUUUAAGAUUCCAGACUAUAUAUAUAUAUUAUAUUUUAAUAUUUUUGUACAAAUUAUGUUACUUAUUUUAUCAAAGAUCGAAACAAUUUUAUUUGUAAAUGUUAAAAAUGCAUUUAUAAGCAUAAAAGAUUAUUUUCUUGAUGGAAUUUAGAAGGAGACUUGGAGGCCACAAGCCUCAUACUCGAAUCUGAGUUACAUGUAUUACAAGUUUCCUGCUCCUUAUUCUGUCAGAUGAGGUCCUUGCUCAGGCCUGAGGAUGGGCAGGAUGAGACUAAAAUUAAACGGGUCCCUCCUUUAAAUAAAGAGAGCUUAUAAUCAAAUCACUUUUAUAACCCCCUUUUCAAGAGAAUUUGAAGUUAAAAUUACACUAUUUAAAGUCAAUUAAAGUAUUAUUUAAUUAUAUGUUUGAAAAUGUGAUAUUACGCUAGCGAACUUUCACCAUGACUUGAUGUUUGUAAAUGUUAAUUGUACUUGAUAAUUAUCUUCUGCAUUAUUAUAAUGAACCAGUUACCAAUGUUGCUUGAUUUCGUAAUAAUAAAAUAUUAGAUUGUCAGUAAAGAUAACCCUGAGCCGAACAUAUACAGUAUUGUUGUGAUAGAUAUUACAGUACCUGGCUAUGUAACUGUGGAAUAGUUCACAAUUUCACAGCCAAAGUCAAGGUUCCACCAUUCUCUCGUGUUAGAAAGAGUGUGUUAGUGUAACAUUGUAAAUAUCGGUGUCUACUGAACUAAUCGUACCAGGUAUUGCAUUUAAAUUAUCAUUAUCACGGCUAUGUUACUGUAACUAUUGGUGUUGUGAAUUAAAAUUUUAUUUGUGAAAUUCAUGCCUUUACUAGAAUUAAGGUGCUAAAAUAUAAUUUAUGUUAUUUGUUAUUGAUUGUGUGCAGUUAAAUGUUCAGUUACAGUUAUUAUCCUCAGGUAAUAUGGCAAAGUAAUGUGUUUAGUGCGAGGUAGGGGAAGGAGGUAAGCCUUUUUCUCUGUUAAUUCGUUAGCUACCAAAUUUGAGCUAUUCUCAUAACUAUUGGCAAACUAAACAUAAAUAAAAUUAAAAUUUGUAACAUUAUCUUGACAGCAGAUUCAUCUCUUAUUUACCAUUCACAAUUCUGCAUCUGUAAAACCACUGACAUAAGGUUGUAACAAAUAUUUUUUUAAACAUAUAUUAAAUUUCUACAAAUAUAACUUGAAAAAAUAAAAACACCAAUAUUUUCAUUAAUUGUAAUGCCAAGUUGUAGAAUAGUUCAUAUAUGUAAAACAUAUACCAACUUUUGCUGGCUGUAAAAGUAUAAAAGCACAUGCUCUAGAACAGUUUGUAAUCCAAAGUUUGAGAACCAGCAAGAUAGGAAAGAUUGUGGUAAAUUUCAAAUUGCAUGAUUCAUGUAUUUAUCAGUGCUUUUCAAUUUUCUCUUCUAUACAUGUUGCUCAAUUAUUAUGAAAUUUAAACACAUUUUCUUUAUUAUGUUUGUGAAUUGAGAUGGUUCAAAAUUAUUACUAUCUGCAUAAUAUUAUUAGAAUAUUGUGCUUAUUUUUAAAUAAUAACUUUAUGAAAAUCGUUCGAUUAUUCGAUAUCACUUCAGUGUUUGCCAGAGUUGAACGGUAAUACAUGUGAAGAUUUGGCCUCUAGCCAAUCCCAAGUAGGCCAAAGGCUAAUAGUAGUUGAUCCAUAACCUUGACUCUUGACUUACAGAAUGAUAAUGAUAACAAUCAAGUCCAUGGUCAUCAAUAGAAAUAUCUUUACUGUCCAAACACUUACACAAAGUGUGCAACAAUCUUAAAUUAUCAGAUUUCAGGUGUAUUAGCAAAAAUAUUGUACACAAAGUAUUAUAUUGUAAGAUGAUUGAGAGGGAGUUACACAUCCGCCAGCCAUACCUAAUUGUAUACUUUGAGACACUGCAGUCUGCUCUGAGGCAGAUUUAUUGUGAGGGGGAGGCAAAGUUGUAGAACCCACUUUUGUGGUUUUAAACUCAUUUUCUGACAAAUAGAGAGAGGAAGUGCAACUCAAAAUGGUGCAAUUGGGAAAACAGUCACGUGUUAACUCGUGUUAAAGGUCUUGAUAAGACAAGGAAAACAAUGUGAAGAAAAUGUGUUUCAGACCAAUAAACGGGCUAAGAAUAC